AUGCAGUACAAGAAUUCCGUUCUUUUCUUGACAGCCCUGUCUGUGGGCUCGGCUGUCGCUCGCCUCCACGGCCAUGACCGUCGCCAUGCCCACGCGAAGGUUGGAGAUGUUGCGCAGAACGAGGAGGCGCCGGUCGUCGCCCCGGCUGCAGAGAAGAUCGCAGACCUCGAGCAGCGAGAUGAGGUCUACGCCACCAUCGACGGUGUUCUCGAGUCCUGGAUCAACAAUUGGGCUGUUGAGGUUUCCACCACUUCGACCUCGACCUCGACCUCCAUCUAUGUUGCCCCAACCACCACCACUGCCCCUGUGGCCGUUUUCACUUCCAACCCAGCUGUCGAAUCCACCGUCACUCCCGUUCCCACCAGCUCCCCCAGUGGAGGAAACUGGUACGAGACCCCCUCCGACGGCGAGUACUCUCGCUCUGGAUUCGGUGGUUCCACCGCCAGCCAGUCCACCGGAUCCCUCGACUGGGAUUACAUCGGCAACGUCGGUAGCCCUUGGGGAAGCAACAUCAUCCAGAUCUCCGAGGACGUCGCCAACCAGUACAAGCACGUUCUCCGCUUCGAGGGCAGCAGCUCCAGCUCUCAGACCGUCGUCUUCUGGAACACAUACGGCCCCAACGGCAAGAUGGACGGUUUCUGGAGUCCCAACAAGGCUCUCGAGUUUGACGUGCCGGCCAAUGGCGUUGCUUAUGUUGCCAUCGAUGACAACUCCCAGGGUGGUUGGGCUGCUGGCUCUGACUCUGUUCCUCUUUCCGGCAUCGGUGAAUACGCUGGUACCUGGGGUGAGUUCGACAUGAGCAGUGAGAAGAACGACGGAUACUCCGGCUGGGAUGUUUCCUCCAUCAUUGCCCAGCUGGCCGGUCUAGACGUUCAGGGUAUGAGAAUCUGCAACCACGAGGGUGAGAUGUGCUCCAGCAUUGCCACUGGCCUUGCCAGUCUUGUCAAUGCCUACACCAGUGCUGAUCAGGGUAACCCUUCUCUGGCUGUUUCUCAAGCCGAGGGCCCAGUCCGCUUGGUUGUCAACCUCGACUGGUCUUGA
Molecule: messenger RNA, 1041 nt
Organism: Penicillium malachiteum
Lineage: Eukaryota; Fungi; Ascomycota; Eurotiomycetes; Eurotiales; Aspergillaceae
Gene: aspf4
Product: allergen Asp F4
Exons: 1
Coding region: 1-1041 (346 amino acids)
Cellular component (GO): extracellular region
Molecular function (GO): IgE binding
Source: RefSeq, a predicted model, not a curated record